Messenger RNA from Ustilago hordei, 987 nucleotides. RefSeq lists its product as uncharacterized. Gene Ontology annotation, biological process: transmembrane transport. The record is from RefSeq and is a predicted model, not a curated record. NCBI's taxonomy places the organism in Eukaryota, Fungi, Basidiomycota, Ustilaginomycetes, Ustilaginales, Ustilaginaceae. The transcript is spliced from 4 exons. The coding region runs from base 1 to 987 and encodes 328 amino acids.
AUGUCAACCUCAACACCAACACCCCUAUCCCGCGAUCAAGCGAUAGCAGCAGCAGAGCAUCCCCAACACAAUCCCUCAACCCCACUCUGCCCGACCUCUGUCGAUUCUUGGAGCUAUAUCCUAGCCGCGACCUUCGCCUCGGCUGGUUUUGGCAAUGCUAUCUCGGCAGCAUGUACGAAUCCGGCGGAUAUAGUAAAAGUUCGUCAGCAGCUAAUGCUGGACAAAUCUCGAGCGAAUUUCAUUGGUGUAGCUUCCGAAAUGAUUCGUAAGGAAGGCGUCAAAGCAAUGUGGAAUGGUGUAACAGCAUCCUGUCUGAGAGAGUUGACGUAUAGUACGGUUAGGUUCGGGCUGUAUGAAACGUUCAAAGAUUUCUAUGGGACAGCAUUAGGGUUAGGGGAUACGAGUUUUGCUUUGAAAGCAUUCAGUGGGAUAUCAAGUGGUGCGAUAGGAAGUGCUUUUGCUUGCCCUACGGAUUUGAUUAAAGUGAGAAUGCAAGCAGUUCGACCAACAGGUCAACGACCCUAUCGCAACACCUUGAUCGCCUUUUCCCACGUCUAUCACGAAGGUGGAGGAGGUCUCAUCCCCGGAAUCCGCUCCCUAUACCGCGGAGUAGGUCCGACGGUCAUGCGAGCAGCAGUGCUAACGAGCUCUCAAAUUGCCUCGUACGAUCAAGUGAAAAACAUGCUCAAAAGCAAUCGAAUCAUGCAAGAAGGUUUGCCACUACACUUUUCCGCCUCGAUGGUUGCCGGUUUCGUCUGUUCCCUCACGAGCGCUCCUUUCGAUACAGUCAAAGUUAGGUUAAUGCAAGACAAAUCAAGAGAGUUCAAAACAGCUUUCGAUUGCUUAGCAAACUUAGUCGCCCAUGAAGGUCCAUUCGCUCUAUACAAAGGCUUUGCAAUGUGCUGGGCUCGCCUAGGAUCACAUACAGUCAUUUCGUUGAUACUCUUUGAGAGAUUCCGAACGCUCUUCGGCGUCAAGCCGCUUUGA